ACCUGAAUCAGUACACCUUCGCAUAUGGCGUCAGCGGCAGGAUACUGGUGGUUCGAAUCUCCUUGGGUGCACACUUUUUCUCCUGACUUGGACAUUUUCCCAUGGACACAAUGUGUGUCAGUCCUGAGAACACCUCUUGGAGUCGAUAUUACAAAGAACCUUGUGACACUUCCAUCGAAUUACCCAUCCUGGCCACAAGAGGUUCCCAGUUGAGGGUAAUUCUGUGGGUGGAGAGUGUUACGGAGGACCCGAUUCGCAGGGAUACUGGUGGUUCGAAUCUCCUUGGGUGCACACUUUAUGCGAAGGUGUACCGAUUCAGGACUGACGCAACUUGUGUCCUUGGGAAAAUAUCCAAGUUAGGAGAAAAAGUGUGCACCCAAGGAGAUUCGGACCAGUAUCCAGCUUACACCAUAUGCGAAGGUGUACCGAUUCAGGUGUACGCCGCAACUACGGACAACAACCUCCAUGCUUACCACCUCAAAGGGCGGAGGGAUUUCUCUAUCAAGAUGCCGUCCCUCGUGGUUCAGCUGGAAGCGAUGGAGACCAGGUGUGCCCUGGCGGACGGCAACGUUCGCCUGUACGAUGCCGAGAAGAACCUGCUGCACACACUAAAGACGCAGGAGCCGAUAGCGGCUCUGCGAUUUGGACCCUACGCCAGAGAAGACGGCGCGCUCGCCGUCGUGUCCGUAACAGGGAAGCUGACCAUAUUCAUGCUGAAUCGCAAGGCUGAUCUAAGGAAGCCCAAAACGCUUGGGGCGGCCACGGCUGGCUAUCCGCCGGAACAGGACAUCCCGCUCAAGGUCCCGAAGAAAACCAAGCUGUACGUGGAGCAGACGCAGCGCGCGAAGCUUCAGGCCGGGGAGAUCCACCGGGCGUUCCAGAAGGACCUCUGCCUCCUCAGGCUCACCGCCGCCCGGGCGUAUGUUAAGACCAUCACGGACGGCCGGCAGGGAGUGAGCGCGGUCGGGGCGGCGGCAUCGUUAAGGCUGCAUGCCCAGUGCCAGGGGCUGGUGAGAUGGGACUGA
Molecule: messenger RNA, 1025 nt
Organism: Ectocarpus sp. CCAP 1310/34
Lineage: Eukaryota; Phaeophyceae; Ectocarpales; Ectocarpaceae
Source: the annotation of a GenBank genome assembly